UCUCCCUCUUCUACACCGCCAUUACUCGAAACCGUAACCUAAAACCAACAAACACACACUCCGUCACAUCCUAUUUUCGCUGCUCCUCUUUGCCUUCCUUCCUGGGUUUCCAUAAAAGUAAAGGAGAAAACGAAAUCCUCCAACAAUCAAAGCUAGACGCAGAAGUGAAGUUGAGGGCUCGGAUAGAUAAGGGAUAUUUAGAGGGAGUUCUGUUCUUUCUACAACAAGAGGAGAAACUAACCAUGUCAUAUGUGGUGGGGGUAGCUUCUCAAGAGAACCACGAGGAGAACAACAACGAACGGCUAGAUUUGACUCACCGCACAGAUCCGACGUCCACAGAUAUGCUACUUCCUCAUGAAACUCUUCUCAGAGCUGCCAUUUCUCUCAAGAACCAGGUGGUUGAAAUGACGUGGGAAAGAGAUGGUAAAACAGGUACGGGUAUUGACCCGACAGUGUAUACGGGUUUGCUCGGGACAGCUUUCACCUGCCUGCGGUCGUACGAAGUUACCGGUAACGAGCAGGACUUGCUAUUGUGCUCCGAGAUUGUGGACACAUGUUCCGUUUCCGCACGGACCUCCUCUAGGCACAUCACCUUCUUAUGUGGAAGAGGAGGCUUAUAUGCACUAGGAGCCGUGGCUGCUAGCUACAAGGGGGACCGUAGAAGACGUGACUUCUUUGUGAAUCUUUUCCUUGAGGUUGCACAAGAGAGAGCCCUCCCCGUUGGGCCUGAGGAAGGUGGUUUUGGGAUGUCGUAUGAGCUUAUGUAUGGGAGAGCUGGGUUUUUAUGGGCUGCUUUGUUCAUCAACAAGCAUCUUGGCGAAGGGACAUUGCCUUGUGAUCUUCUUAGGCCUGUUGUUGAUGCUGUUUUAGCUGGGGGAAGGGCAGGGGCAUCUGAUAAUGCUGCUUGCCCACUGAUGUACAGAUGGCAUGGGACAAGAUACUGGGGUGCGGCCAAUGGCCUUGCUGGAAUCUUGCAAGUGCUACUUCACUUUCCUCUCUCCAUUGAGGAUGUCGAGGAUGUUAAGGCAACUUUAAGGUACAUGAUGAGCAACCGGUUCCCUCACAGUGGAAAUUACCCUUCAAGCGAAGGAAACCCGAGGGACAAAUUGGUGCAGUGGUCUCAUGGUGCAACUAGCAUGGCCAUCACCCUCUGCAAGGCAUCUGAGAUGUUUCCAAAUGAUAGAGAGUUCCGAAAUGCUGCCAUAGAAGCAGGGGAAGUUGUUUGGAAGAGUGGGUUAGUGAAGAAGGUAGGCCUUGCCGAUGGUGCGGCAGGAAACGCUUAUGCCUUCCUUUCCCUUUAUCGACUUACUGGAGAGAGCAUAUAUGAGGAGAGGGCAAAUGCGUUUGCAAGCUUCUUGUAUCAUAAUGCUAGUGAACUUGUGACAAUAGGGGAUGCUCGUGGAGCUAAUCAUGCCUAUUCUCUCUUCCAAGGACUAGCCGGAACAGCUUGCCUUUGGUUUGAUCUUCUCAAACCUGAGAGUUCCAGGUUCCCAGGUUAUGAACUUUAAGUGAAACAGUAUAGCUGAAAUCUAUAUUAUGCGUGUGAAUUUAAGGCUAACAUGAAUGUAGUAAGAGUGUAACUUCAACGCUCGAAUUAUAAAUAUGAAGAAAACUCGGACAUAGAUAUCUUUCCAAGGUUUUAUUUACUAAUGAUUUGCGU
Messenger RNA from Populus euphratica (Euphrates poplar), 1660 nucleotides. Its product is annotated as lanC-like protein GCL1. Bases 243 to 1508 code for a protein of 421 amino acids. The record is from RefSeq and is a predicted model, not a curated record. NCBI's taxonomy places the organism in Eukaryota, Viridiplantae, Streptophyta, Magnoliopsida, Malpighiales, Salicaceae. Gene Ontology annotation, cellular component: plasma membrane. Gene Ontology annotation, biological process: peptide modification; carbohydrate metabolic process. The transcript has 5 exons.